AUGUCGAAUUUAGGACCUGCUUCUCAGCCCUCCUCUGUUGAGCGGAGCCCUGAGGUGCUGCUACCAAAGGAGGCGCCAGUGAUGAGUUCCAAGGAGGAGGUAGGCGAGACGGAUAAUCACCACGACAAUUCAGACGAAUAUGUGACAGGCGUCAAACUGGUGUUGAUUGUCGCGAGCGUGGCGCUUGCUUGUUUCUUGAUGCUUUUGGACACGAUGGUCGUCAGCACGGCAAUCCCGAGUAUCACCGACACUUUCAAUUCGCUUCCAGAUGUCGGGUGGUAUGCCAGUGCAUACCAGUUUGGCAGUGCUGCUCCACAGCCACUCACAGGAAAGGUGUAUACGCACUUCAACACCAAGUGGUCGUUCUUGUCGUUCUUCGCGAUAUUCGAGAUCGGUUCCAUUUUGUGUGGUGCUGCUGCCUCGUCCGAUAUGUUGAUCGUCGGGCGCGCCGUCGCUGGAUUCGGCGCUGCUGGUAUCACCAAUGGCGCCAUAACCAUCAUUUCGAGUUGUGCACCUCUUGAGAAGCGUCCUGCACUCAUCGGUCUGACUAUGGGUUUGAUGCAGUUCGGUCUUGUAGCAGGACCUCUCAUAGGAGGUGCUUUUACCACAUAUACUACAUGGAGGUGGUGCUUCUAUGUCAAUUUACCGGUUGGAGCAUUUACUGCACUGGUCAUCCUUCUAGUGCCAGUUCCUGAACAAAUGCCAAAACAAAAGGCUUUCGUAAUUUUCUCGAGAUUGCACCACUACUUAGAUCUUCUUGGAUUUGCUCUCUUUGCACCUGCCGUCCUUCAACUCCUACUUGCUCUGCAAUAUGGAGGCAAUCAGUACGCAUGGAGGUCUUCCACUGUCAUAGGACUAUUCUGUGGAUCCGGUGCAACUUUUGUCGUGUGGCUCCUCUGGAAUCGACACAAAGGAGAUGAUGCACUUCUCCCACACUCAAUGAUAAAACAGACAGUUGUGUGGGCAUCGGGGCUUUUCCAGGCUUUCAUGAUUUCGGCUGUUUACGGUGCAACAUUCUUUCUUCCCAUUUAUUUCCAGGCUAUCAACAAUGUGACAGCGAUGUUAAGUGGUGUAUAUCUUUUGCCCACGAUUCUGCCGCAGCUCUUGAUGGCUGGUCUCUCUGGAGUUUUGUUACAGAAAAUGGGCUAUAUAAUUCCAAUAGCUGUAGUUGGCACUAUUUUUCUUGCCCUGGGAAGCGGACUCUAUUCGCUGCUGCAGCCCGAUAGUUCGACUGGGGAUUGGGUCGGCUUCCAAAUUCUGGCAGGUGUUGGGUCAGGGCUCAGCAUGCAACUAUCGAUCAUCUCAAUCCAAGCCGCCGUCGGAGAAGCGCAGCUUGCCACCGGUAUGGCCCUCGUUAUCUUCGCUCAAUCACUAGGUCCAGCUCUCGUUUUGGUUGUGUGUAAUGUGAUUUUCAACUCCAGCUUGAAGUCUCAGCUACUAGACAAGGCACCGCGCACCGAUGCGGCGGCAGUGAUUCAGGCAGGGGCUACAGGAUUUCGUGCCAUUGUGAAGAGUGAUGAUCUCCCUGGGGUCCUUGCUGCCUACGCCACCAGUGUUGACCGAGUUUUUUAUUUCGUUACCGCAAUAGCUGCUGCAUGCAUUGUCGUGUUGUGGGGUAUGGGUUGGCAUGAUCUAAGAACAAAAGGCAAUAAAGUGGAAGACGGGGCUGUUCACUCUGAUAAGCAUGGGGAGUCGGCGUGA
Messenger RNA from Annulohypoxylon truncatum, 1701 nucleotides. Its product is annotated as efflux pump. The coding region runs from base 1 to 1701 and encodes 566 amino acids. The record is from RefSeq and is a predicted model, not a curated record. Gene Ontology annotation, molecular function: transmembrane transporter activity. The transcript has 9 exons. NCBI's taxonomy places the organism in Eukaryota, Fungi, Ascomycota, Sordariomycetes, Xylariales, Hypoxylaceae. Gene Ontology annotation, biological process: transmembrane transport.